CCCCCCGCCUGCCGGAACCUUCCACUGCACCUUCCACCCCGCGCUCAAGUUCAAACAGCUGGAAACAGAAACAGCUGACAGGCAGGAAAAGCUACCUACAGUGACGUCGCAUCACACCUGCCUAGCGACAGCCGCUAUCAUCCGACUUCUUCUUCCCAUAUCUACCUCCUAGGUACCUUGCCUAUCAAGAGAGACGGAGCCCGACCCCCUUUGCGCGACUGCACCACGGCAUCAUCGUCGUCAUCACACGCCUUCCCUACCAAACGACGCGCCCGCACUCGCGCCCGCCUCGUUCUAGCUCGCUUCGUUUCCCCCAAAUCCAUCCAUCGUCAAUAUCUAAGCAACGAUUCCCGAGCCUGUUGCGUCCCCCUCUUCGGCCAGAAAUUCCGCAAAGCCAAACCUCGACGACGCAAGCUCCUCGUCCAGCUCGUCGUAAAGCAAAAACUUUAAACGCCAACUCAGCAGAAAACCAGCACAGCCACAACCAUGUCGGCAGACACCCACCCGAUAUCCCCCGCCCGCUUCGCCGAAGCCGUGCGCGACCUCUCGCUCGCGACGCUGCACCUCAAGGCCCUCGAGAUACGCAACUCGAUCCUGCACCUGCAGUACUCCAACGCCCAGCUGAAGCCCUAUGCCGAGGGCGCCGCGACGACCCUUGACGCCGCCGAUGCCUCCCUCGGCCGGCCCGACCCGGACUGCGUCGAGGCCAUCCGCGAAAACGACGUUGUCAUCGCUCGCAUGGAGGAGCGUGUGCAGAUUAUCCGCGAAGAGGUCGAGGGCCGCGGUCACUCUUGGAACGAGUUCCGGAGCAAGGAGGAGGUCGAGUCGGAACAGCAGGCUGGUGCCGCGAAUGGCGUGAAUGGAACGACGACGGCGACGACGACGAAUGGUCUUGGUGCCGCGAGGGCGGAAGAGGAGAGGAUCGCGGGACAGAGCGCGCAGGCAGCGAACGAGUCCAGCACGACAACAACGACAGCAGCUUCACAACACCCCGCCUGGCUGGAUGGCACAUUCCAGAUGGGCACGAUACGCAACGGCGAGAUCCACCUGGAUACCACACCCGCCCAGCCUGCGCCGCAAACCAACGGUACGGGCGGUCGCUUGUCGGACGAUGAGCUGCGCCGUGCCAUGGAGGAGCGGAUGAGGGGACUUGGCGACGGCGGCGGCGACGACGACAAUGAUGGUGGUAUGCACUUGUAGU
This is a messenger RNA of Colletotrichum destructivum, 1201 nucleotides long. Its product is annotated as Putative translation machinery-associated protein. The record is from RefSeq and is a predicted model, not a curated record. Lineage: Eukaryota; Fungi; Ascomycota; Sordariomycetes; Glomerellales; Glomerellaceae. The transcript has a single exon. Gene Ontology annotation, biological process: proteasome regulatory particle assembly. Bases 487 to 1200 code for a protein of 237 amino acids. Gene Ontology annotation, molecular function: protein-macromolecule adaptor activity.